Molecule: messenger RNA, 2055 nt
Organism: Lindgomyces ingoldianus
Lineage: Eukaryota; Fungi; Ascomycota; Dothideomycetes; Pleosporales; Lindgomycetaceae
Product: Six-hairpin glycosidase
Exons: 3
Coding region: 1-2055 (684 amino acids)
Biological process (GO): carbohydrate metabolic process
Source: RefSeq, a predicted model, not a curated record
AUGAGGAUCGCAUCUAUUCGUUUUGCCCCCCAAGUGCUGCUUUUUCUCCCGGCUUUUUCUCAAGCAGCGACUUGUUGGCGGAAUACCACCUGCACUGGACCAGCUGAAUCUGCUUUUCCUGGGGAUUGGGACUCAAACAUCUACGCACCGGUGUCCCGAAUAGUUCAGCCUAAGGCAAUUCUAUCACUUCCAAACAGGAGAAAAAUCUCGUCUUACCCAGGCCCAGCGAGUCUUAAGGGAAAUGGUUCUGGCAUAGUCUUCGAUUUUGGCAUCGAGGUUGGAGGUAUUAUUUCCGUGAAAUAUUCAUCAUCUGGAGCCGGUAGCCUUGGGCUUGCAUUCACGGAAGCCAGUACAUGGAUUGGAGAGUGGUCUGAUGCCUCGAAUGGGAAAUUCGCUGGAAGAGAUGGGGCCCUGUAUGCAAACAUAUCUGGAAGCGGCAAGGGUACUUACACUAUGCCCGACAAGUCAAUGCGCGGAGGGUUUCGAUACAUGACAGCCUUCCUGCUCGGUAAAUCAGAUAUCACAGUCGACAUUAUGGACAUCUCUCUCGAGUUAAGCAUUCAGCCCACCUGGGCCAAUCUCCGCGCUUACCAGGGAUACUUUCACUGCGACGAUGAACUGUUAAAUAAAAUUUGGUACGCCGGUGCCUACACUUUGCAAACGAACUCUGUACCGGUCCAUACUGGUCGCUGGGUUCCAAUGCUGGCGAAUGGGUGGGCCAACAACGGCACUCUGGGUCCGGGAGACACCAUCAUUGUAGACGGUGCAAAACGUGAUCGUGCUGUUUGGCCUGGCGAUAUGGGCAUAGCGGUCCCGUCUUCGUUUGUCAGUGUUGGAGAUCUCGAUAGUGUGAAGAAUGCUCUGCAAGUCAUGUAUAACUACCAAGGAAGUAAUCCUGAUGGGUCUUUCCCGGAAGCUGGUCCGCCACUUUUACAACAAAAUAGCGACACCUACCACAUGUGGACUAUGAUUGGAACGUAUAACUACAUGCUUUACACUAAUGACGUCUCUUUUGUACAGCAAAACUGGGCCAAGUAUAUAAGAGCCAUGGCCUACAUCUACGGCAAAGUGGGCCCGAGUGGCCUAUUGAAUCAAACAGGUACCCGAGAUUGGGCCCGCUGGCAGACUGGCUUCAACAACAGCGAGGCAAACAUGAUACUCUAUCGAACUCUCUACACUGGCGCUUCCCUCGCUACAUGGCUGAACGACUCAACGGGUCUUAGUAAAACAUGGUCCACCCGAGCCGAUACGCUGCAGGCCGCAAUUAACAAAUAUUGUUUCGAUUCCACCUACGGGGCAUUCAAAGACAAUGCCACGGCUACCACCCUUCAUCCCCAAGACGCAAAUAGCAUGUCAAUUUUAUUCGGUAUAGUCAACUCCACCGAUCUCAAAGCCGCAUCAAUAUCCUCCAGGUUGACAGAAAACUGGUCACCCAUAGGCGCCGUCGCGCCUGAAUUGCCAGGGAACAUAUCGCCUUUCAUAUCGUCGUUUGAAAUUCAGGCCCACUUGACAAUUGGCCGUGCAGAUCGGGCUCUCGAGUUAAUUCGUCGAAGCUGGGGCUGGUACCAGAAUCAUCCAAAUGGAACGGGAUCGACUGUCAUUGAAGGAUACCUAGUCAAUGGCACAUUUGGAUAUCGCUCAAGCCGUGGCUACGGAUAUGACGCAAGCUAUGUCAGCCAUGCACAUGGCUGGAGUAGCGGGCCGACUAGCACGAUGACAGAGUAUAUCCUUGGAAUGACUGUCACUGGACCAGCGGGUAGGACUUGGAGUCUGAAACCACAAUUUGGCGAUUUGAAGAGAGCUGAAGGGGGGUUCAUGACCAAUCUCGGGAAGUUUCAAGCGAAGUGGGAGCUGGAAUACGCAGGAUAUCAAUUGAAAUUUGCCACACCUAAAGGAACGAGCGGGGAUAUAGUUUUACCGUGCCUCGAGCAAGGGAAAAUACCGACAAUCAAAAUCGGUGGGAGUGUCAUCGCAGAGGGGUCGGCAAAGCUAGAGGGAAAUGGUGUGUUGAUGGCUGUACAGGGUGGAGAGUAUUCCAUCGAAGUUAGCAAGUAA